Cajanus cajan (pigeon pea) is the source of this 2528-nucleotide messenger RNA. Its product is annotated as protein RRP6-like 2. Gene Ontology annotation, molecular function: nucleotide binding; 3'-5'-RNA exonuclease activity; single-stranded RNA binding. Gene Ontology annotation, cellular component: nucleolus; nuclear exosome (RNase complex). Lineage: Eukaryota; Viridiplantae; Streptophyta; Magnoliopsida; Fabales; Fabaceae. The record is from RefSeq and is a predicted model, not a curated record. Gene Ontology annotation, biological process: nuclear polyadenylation-dependent antisense transcript catabolic process; nuclear polyadenylation-dependent snRNA catabolic process; histone mRNA catabolic process.
GUGACAUAAAACGUAUCUCUGCAUCUUUCUCCUUAAACACUGUUCUUCCGAAACAAAAUACUCCAAAACCAAAACGCUGAGUAGCGCGCGAGAGUGUUUCCCUUUCCCAUUUCCCAGCGGCAAUGGCGAAAAUCCACAAACCCUAACCCUAAAACCCCUUUCAACCGAUUUUCCUCAUUCUUCACGAGCAACGACGCCAUGGACUUCGAUCACCACCUCGCGGAGCUUUCCUCUUCCUCGCCAUGCAUUCCCUCCGGCGAGGACUUCCAUUUCUACUACAAAUUCAAGGAGUUCCGAGGCCCGAUCGAGGAAAUCGCGAGGAGGACGCAGUCAAUGCUCGAUAAAAUCGGUUCCGCCGAGAAUAUUUGGGGCAGAGGCUCGGCGUUUCCCAGUGAUGUCGACGACGCGUACGAGUGGCUUGUGAAUGCGAACGAGGACGUUUUGGAUCUGGUUGAAGAGUUGGUGGAUGAGUUGCGGAUGAUUAAGAAAGAUGGCGGAGAAGAAUGUGAAAAUGGGUUUGGGCAGAAAACGAAAGUGUCGUUUCAUAUACCGACGAUUAAGAAGCCUCAGUACGCGUACAACAUUGUGGUGAAUAAUGCAAACCAGCCUUUUGAGCAUGUUUUGUUGGAGAAGAGUGAUGAUGGUCAGAGGUUUAUUCAUCCACUGGAGAAACUCUCGGCUUUGGAUUUUGUUGAUAAAGAAAAUCUUGAGAAUCUUGUGCCAGUAAAGCCUCCCUCAAUGGAAUGCACCCCUUUCAAGUUUGUGGAGGAUGUCAAAGGAUUGAAGGAGUUGGCUGCUAAGCUAUCUUCGGUUAAUGAAUUUGCGGUGGAUUUGGAACAUAAUCAAUAUCGGUCUUUCCAAGGUUUGACUUGCUUGAUGCAAAUCUCAACUAGGAAUGAAGAUUUUAUUAUAGAUACUCUGAAGGUCCGCAAUCAUGUUGGGCCAUACCUGAGGGAAGUUUUCAAGGACCCUACCAAGAAGAAGGUUCUGCAUGGAGCAGAUCGAGACAUUGUGUGGCUGCAACGGGAUUUUGGCAUUUACGUUUGUAAUAUGUUUGAUACUGGCCAGGCUUCAAGAGUGUUAAAGAUGGAGAGAUAUAGUCUGCAAUAUCUUUUGCAACACUUUUGUGGGGUUACUGCAAACAAAGAAUACCAAAAUGCAGAUUGGAGAAUACGCCCUCUUCCUGAAGUGAUGCUAAGAUAUGGCAGAGAAGAUACACACUAUCUGCUUUAUAUAUACGAUUUAAUGAGGAUCAGAUUAUUUACACUGUCUAAGGAAUCUGAAGGUUCUGAUAAUCUUCUGCUGGAGGUUUACAAACGCAGUUAUGAUAUCUGCAUGCACCUAUAUGAGAAAGAGCUGCUGACAGAAGACUCGUACCUUCAUAUAUAUGGGUUGCGAGGAGCUGGUUUUAAUGCUCAACAGCUUGCUGUUGUUUCAGGACUUUGUGAAUGGCGUGAUGGUCUUGCUCGUGCAGAUGAUGAGAGUCCUGGCUAUGUAUUGCCUAAUAAAAUUAUUCUUGAAAUCGCUAAGCAGAUGCCUGUCAUUAUAAGCAAUCUACGGAGAAUUGUAGGAAAGUCCAAGCUCCCAUAUGUUGAGCGCAGCCUUGAUGUCAUUGUCAACAUUGUUAGACAUUCUAUGCAAAAUGCUGCUGCCUUUGAAGAGACUGCACUACGUUUGAAAGAAGAACAUGCAGCAAGUUUGUCAAAUGUAGUACCUGUUAAGGAUGGAACUGAAGUACCUCAGACGCUAGUUGGAUGUGCAACAACAGGAAACAUUGGAAUUGAGAAUGACACCCGUGUUGAUAUCUCGGAAGUUGGUCUGUUAUCUUCUGACCUGGAGGAGGAAACUUUUCAGCAUCAAGAUAAAGAUGGACAAGGAAAACUUAAAUCCGUUAGUCUCACUUCAGAUCUACCAAGGGUCAGGCUCACUAUUCCAGAGAAGAAUAAGGAUGAUGCAAAUGUAAUUGCACGCACUACAGCGAAGGCCAAUGGAGAGGUGACAAAAAUGCCCACUGGCGCUUUUGAUGCUGCACUGCUGGACAAUUCUGCUUCAGAAUGGAAGCGUGAUCGUAAUAAAAAGGGCAAGGAAGAGAUCAAGCUAGAAAAGAUUAAAUCAUCAGUCAAUGUUCCAUCCCACUUGUUUUUGGGCAACAGUGAGAAGUCAAAAGUAGUUGUAGAAACUCCAAGUGUAGCAUCUAAAAUAUCAGACACCCAGAAACCCGUUUCAGGUUCAGUUUCUGCUUCCAGACCCUGUGGGAUUGUAAUGGUGUGCUCUGAUUCAGACUCGGAGGAUAUGCUACAGAAUAAGCUAGAAAACUCCAACAAUCAGCCGGGGGAGAAUUCUCUUGUGCCCAGGAAAAGAAGAUGAACAAUGAGCCAAUGUCGCAGUCAGAGUUGCCAUCAAACUUCGAAACAUGUUCUCAAUCAAACUAGUUGGAAAAAAAAAAAAAAGGAAAUUGUAUAUUAAUUGUGUAUUUUGUACAUUUCCUAUUCUCCCUUUUUAUAAGGUAAAUGACUAUGCUUAAAAAA